CAGUCUCUGAGCACAUCGAUCUUAACGGGAUCCAUUGUAACCAGACAAAGCGUGAUUUUCAGCCAAUCAUCCGAUCUUAUGGAACGCCAAUCUUCCGCUGCAUCUUCUACGGAAGAGACCUCUGGUCCGCAGGGUGAUCUGAGUAGUGGCUCGCGCCGUGAUGAUGGCCAGCCUGAUUUUACCGUCUUCAAAGACUUUGAUUUUCUUGAAUACGAGGAUAGCAUUGCCGGCGAGUCGACAGACAACUUCAAUUGGGGCGUAAGACGUCAUCAGCUAUUCGAAGGUGAGGAAGAGCGCUUGACCUGUGGCAGCGGUAUCGGCGGUGGUUCGAUCAAAGGUGGUCAUUCAUCUGCGCUCGAGGACAGCUUCAGUGAGAAGACACCUAUAUUAAGCAAAAGACGUCGACAAACUGCAGACGAUUCAUCUGACGAUGAUGGCGAAUCGGAAUCGCCUAUUGACGAAGACCAUCGCCAGGCGUUCAUGAAGUCGGCGUACAACGUGGGUCCUCCCACCUCCCUAAGCCUACGUGAACGGCGUCGUCGUAACUCUGUUUCUCGCAGCGAUACAAGUGGUUCCAGUGCAGGCGACUUGGGUGACAUAACACCGUGUAAUGCGUCGCCUCAUUUGCCAGGUAUUAUACGCUUCGGUGCACCCAUACGCGAUGAAGCUGAGGAGAACUGGCGCAAGCAGCUACAGUCGAUGUUGAUCAAUCAGCCCUCGGCGCAUACAUCUGAGCUUCUAAUGCAGCUUUAUCGACUUAUAAAAGAGCUGACUUUCAAGACGAUUAGCAUAUCAAAGGAGGCAAAGAAAUUCUUCACCGGCAUUGGUUCGCAACUAGGCAAUCGCAUAUCGCUAUUCACUGAUUUACUUAGCUCGCGCGCUGAUCCACCACGCGUAUGGUGUAGUGAUACGCAGACAACUACACCCCGGCUAUUUGAAACACUGCGAUUUAAUGUGUUAGAAGUGCAGGAGCACUUGGAGACUUUCUUCGACCGCAAGGAUCAAGUGUUGGAGUGCCUCGACGCUGUUAAAACGUCAUGCAAAUUGUCACUCUUCAAUGAAGCGGAUGUGGCUGCAUCUAGUAUGGAGUUGACAAGUAGCACCAAUAUUGGUUACAUGACCUUCGACCCGGCCUCCUCCGAAGUGGUACUAGAUCUGGGUCGCGCAUUAUAUAAAUUGAUGUUUCAAUUACUGCUUCUAAUCGAGUCAAACCACAAAAUAUCCUCCAAUGUUGUUAAUCAUUUCAGAAUCAACGAAAAGAUGCACGACAUAUCCGAUUUAUAUGCAUUAGUGCGCGACGCCUUGGUACGCAGCGUCAGUGAGGCGGAGCUCGAAUGUUUCGAGGCAGCAUCGACAUCCACCGAAGGCGAACACACUCCCACUCCUUCGCCAGGCAUACCCAUGACUAGCGAGGAAUUCGAAGUAACACUACAAGAACUUAUCGAGGGGCAAAAAUGGUCGGCUGCCAUAAUGCAUGUGCGCCAAUACAAACGCAUUUCGCAAAUGACUGCGUCCAACCCAAACUUAACCAUUUUUAGCUACAACAAUUUGGAUAGUCGUUUAAAGUUCGAUGAAAUGCCCAUUAUACUGAAUGCUUAUGCACAAAGCAUAAUGAAAGAUCGUACAGGUAUGUGUUUAGUGCGAUGCAGAGGUCAUAGAAUACAAGAUUGCGCAAAGGUAAACAAAGCCGAAUAAAGGGAUAAAAUAAAC
This is a messenger RNA of Rhagoletis zephyria (snowberry fruit fly), 1710 nucleotides long. RefSeq names its product protein furry-like. Gene Ontology annotation, cellular component: cell cortex; site of polarized growth. Gene Ontology annotation, biological process: neuron projection development; cell morphogenesis. The record is from RefSeq and is a predicted model, not a curated record. Lineage: Eukaryota; Metazoa; Arthropoda; Insecta; Diptera; Tephritidae.